CAGAGAGAAAAUCAGAACCUGCGGCCCCUACUGGAAGUGUCAGAGAGUCGGUUUCUUUCUUAUUUCCCCGAUUCUUUUUGAGUGUGGAGCUUGCUUGUUUAUUUUGAGAGGGUUGCAAGAACAAAACUAUUUACAGUUCCUGUGCUGUCAGCGAACCUACUUGCAAUUCUUGUUUCCGUACAACAUCUCUCCAGGUCCAUCUCCCCGGGAAGAAGGUUGCAAAGCAACGAACUUCUGUGUUUGUGUAGUACCAAACACGACGAGCUUUAAUACUGGCACUUCAUCUGUCAAGUAGAACGUCUACAUUUACUCUCCUUCCUACUACUCGAUCCCCCUGUUGGGAAUUACUACUACUACUACUACUAAUCCUAUUAUUUUGUCAAGGUCAACAUCGGACCUACACCAUCAAAUAACUACUCGCCAGAACAUCAUCAGUACUAGCUACGGAAAGAAGAAGAACUACACCCACCGAGAGGACACCACGACUAGAGCGAGGACCUGUGCUCGAUUUGUAUCAUUGUUUUUGACCGAAGAAAACCCAAAAUGGCCUUCUCCACCCUCCGUCAGGCGACCUCGGUCGCGGCUCGCGCGCCCUUCGCGUCCCGAACGGCUCUGUCGGGUUCUAACCCCAUGAAGAACCAGAAGCGGUUUUUGAACCUGCAUGAGUACCAGUCCAUGGAUACGCAUUGCAAAUAUGUCUGGGACUGGAUCCAUGGAUUCGAAUUUGUGAUGCGAAUGCUACAUCAUGACAAAAUCUGCCAUGCAUGGUCAGCAAAAGGCCCCACUUCCUGUUACAGAAAGAGGGCAUUUGUCAUGCGGAUUACGCAUCGGGAUACCUGCUCGGAAUCUGUGAUGCUAGGGCUUGCAUGCCAGACGAUCUGGGCUAGGCCAAAACUGCAUCACAAAUGUCUGUACUCUUCCGGACCCAGACAUUUUUGCAUUUGAUGAUGGAAGUUUUCAACAAAUUUGGCGUUGCGGUGCCGAAAUUCAUGGUGUGCAAGUCCCAGGUAUCAAAUGUAAAAAUGUCUGGGUCUGGAAGAAUGCAACUUGUCAUGCUAAAUCCGAAUCAUGCAGAAAUCUGUGUUGCAUGAGUGCCAAAAGCUGCCUCCUUUUGACCAAGUUGAGAGGGAGUUUCUCAUGCAGGAAAGGCAUGAUAGAGCCCUAAAAGAAUCUGUCAUGCUGGGUCUCGCAUUCCAGACCUCAUGGGUCAUGGAAAACCUGCAUCACAAAUCUUGUAUUCUUCCAGACCCAGACACUUUUACAUUUGAUACCAGGGCGAGAUGGGAAACGUGUACGACGCGAUGGGUACGGAUGUGGUGGUGAAAUCGCAGGUGCUAGCCGGCGGCCGGGGGUUGGGGCAUGUGAAAGAGAACGGAUUCCAGGGCGGGGUGCACGUGGCCAAGGACAAGGCACACGCUGUGGACUUGGCGGAUAAAAUGAUGGGCAAGACCCUGGUAUUUUUCAGAAAUAAAAUUUCAAUAUCAAUUCGUCGGCGUGCUAUAGCGAGAAACCAGCACGAGCAAUGAACUAGAAGUACAGUGUGGUCGUGCACAAAAAACACAAACUGCAUUGCAAAUCAUCUCAAAGUUUUGAUGCAAGUAGCUACUACUGGAACUUCGACCUGUUAUGAUGCUCGUGCAGUGAUGUCGCUGCAGCUUUAAAGCACGCAUGACAAAGAAAGAUCUUAAAUGAUGAACCAAGCUUGUUCUCCUGUUUUUAGGUGACCAAGCAGACUGGAGAGACGGGCAAGCCAAUCAACAGCCUUUUGCUCGUGGAAAAAUUUGAAAUCAAGUCAGAACGGUACUUCGCCAUUCUGAUGGACCGAUCUGCCGGGGGGCCUUUGGUGAUUGGAAGCAAGACGGGCGGAACCUCGAUCGAAGACAUUGCUGCUGCGUAAAUUUGGUUUUCAUGUUGUAGUGGAUCGAUUGCUUAUUUGCACUACAGCAGGCGGAAAGGAACACUAUGUAGGGUUUCUUAGUCUACUUCAUCAACAUCAUCAUGUCCACACUAAAACAAAAUCAAAAUGAAAACUCUACUACAAAAUCAAUCAAAACAGCGACCCAACGGCCAUCAUCAAGAUGCCGAUCGACAUUAUGCAGGGCAUGAGCAGUUAUCAACUGUAAAAAUGUCUGGGUCUGGAAGAUUCUGAAACUUGUGAUGCACGUCUUGCAUGAGCCAUGAUGUCUGUGAUGCACGCCCUAGCAUCAUAUAUUUUCUGAGGGCAUCUUGAUGCCUAUUCCGCAUGACAAAUGCCCUAUCCUUGUAGCAAGAAUCAGAAUCCUUUUGCUGCUCAUGCAACACAAAUUUUUUAGACAUCCAAAUGCAGCAUCACAAGUUCCAAUCUUCCCAGACCCAGACAUUUUUGCAAUCCAUAGCAGUGCCCAGGCGAAGCAGAUGGCGGAGCAGAUGGGCUUUACCGGCGCGCAGGCCGACGACGCUGCGAAGUCCAUUCUGGGCCUCUACAUAUCAAAUGCAAAAAUGUCUGGGUCUGGAAGAUUCUGAGACUUGUCACGCAUGGUUUGCGUGCGCCAUGAUGUCUGUGAUGCGUGUCCUAGCAUCACAGGUUUUUUGAGGGAUUCAUGACAAAUGCCCUCUCCGCGUAGCAAGAAUUAGAAUCCUUUUGCUGCUCAUGCAACACAAAUUUUUUAGACAUCCAAAUGCAGCAUCACAAGUUCCAAUUCCAAUCUUCCAGACACAGACAUUUUUACAUUUGAUACUACAAGGUCUUCAUCGAGUGCGACUGCACGAUGGUUAUGCAUUGCAUCAAAAUUUUCAUUAUCGCGCUGGUGGUACUUAAUUGCAUCACAAGUUUAUUUCGUAUAAAGACAAAAUCCGAAUUUGUAAUGCUGAUUCAGCUAAAGGAAAAGGCGUAGGUUUGUACCUUCGCUAGAAUCAGCUAAUUGCGAAGAUACUUCUGCAAUUAGUACCAGCACGAGCGCGAUUAUACUUUUGCACUGGAUAAUGAUGGAGAUUAACCCCUUCGCGGAAUUGUCCGAUGGCCGGGUCAUCGUGUGUGACGCAAAGGUGGGGUUUGACGACAACGCGUCCUUUCGGCACCAGGAUCUGCACUCGAAGAGGGAUGUGAGCCAGGUAUUUUUGAUCACCAUGUUGAAGCGCAACCGCAAGCGAUCAAGAUUAUCAUUAUGCUCUUUCUGCAUGGGAACGAACAUUUACGUAGUGGGUGUUGCAUCACAAAGACCUGAAGAAAACAGUACUUGCUAUGGAAUCGGAGCCGACAAGGUGUCGCUCAUGACAGGAACGACUUCUAAACUGAAUUACAGGAGGACAGCCGCGAGGUGGCCGCAAAAGAGUUUGACCUGAACUACAUUGGCCUGGAUGGGUCGGUCGCGUGCAUGGUUAACGGAGCCGGGCUAUGCAAUGCAAAAGCAUCGUACUCUAGUAUAAAUUGCAUUCCAAAUUAGCCCAGCAUUACAAAUUAAAUUUGUAAUGCUGAUUUGCCUUGGGAAAGAAAUUUGUAAUGCGUAAAUGCAAUUACUACGAGCGCGAUACUUUUGCACAGGAUACGAGCUUGCCAUGGCCACCAUGGACUUGCUCAAGUUGUUCGGCGGGGAGCCCUAUGGAUUGCAAAAAUGUCUGGGUCUGGAAACUUGUGAUGCAAGUCCGUGAACAAUAUAGUGCCCUGCUGUAAUGCGCCGCCAAGCAUGACAAGUUUUUUCGUGCUUUUGUGAUGCGUAUUUCGCAUGAGAAAGUGCGCUUUUGCAUGACAGGCAAGAGAACUUCUUGGUGGCCACGCAAUACAGAGUGCAGAGUCAACAUGCCAGACUAGCAUGACAUCUCUCGCAAUCCUCCAGACCCAGACAUAUUUGCAUUGGAUAAGCCCGCCAACUUUUUGGACGUGGGUGGUGCGGCAAACGAGGAGUCUAUUACCGCGGCAUUUAAGAUCUUGCAGGUACUACAGUUGUCUUUCAUGUACUAGGGCGUUUUCGUUUUAUUUCAUGCGGAAAAAUAUUUCGAACCAGUACCAGCGAGCUGGAUUUGCGAUUGCGAUAUAGGUGUCGGCUGUUGCAGCACGCCGGUUUUGCAUCACCAGCUUUUGCUUUGUAUCACUUCUUAUCAAAUGUAAAAAUGUCUGGGUCUGGAAGGGUUGGAACUUGUGAUGCAAACUCUGGAACACACAAAAAUUUGUGUUGCAUGAGCGCCAAAAGCUGUCCAUUUCUUGGCACGCAAGUAGGAAGUUUCUCAUGCGGGACAGGCAUCAUGAGGCGUGCUCAAAACCUGUGAUGCUUUUGCCUGCAUCAGACGCCACUUGCGUGAUCCGAAAUAUGCAUGACAAAUCUCAGAAUCUUCCAGACCCAGACAUUUUUACAUUUGAUACUUCUCAUGCGUAGUAACAAGGAAAAAUGAAAUUAAAAACACCACCAGGGCGACCCGAAUGUGAAGUCCAUCUUCAUCAACAUCUUCGGCGGUAUCAUGCGGUGCGACGUGAUUGCGAACGGGGUGGUGGCUGCGAUCAAGAAUGUCGGGCUUUCGAAACCACUCAUCGUGCGGUUGGUGGGCACGAACGUCGAUGAGGGAAAGAGAAUUAUCAACGAAUCGAAACUGCAAGUCGAGGCGUUUGACGAUUUCACUGAGGCAGCCAAGAAAGCCGUGGAGAUGGCGAAGUGAAGCGGUGCUGGUGCAUCAACUAGCAGGUCACAGUGCUGAAAAAUCCUGCUAUGAAAACUCUUAAACUCUUUACUGUUCUUGAAAAAUUCAAAUUCACCUCCUGUUCCUGCAAGAAGACCAUGACAGGAGCACGCAACAACAUCCUUCCAGUUUUUACAGCCAUUUGCUUCGUAGAAUUUUUCAUCAGUGCGGCUGCACCACAUUUUUUACGCGUUUGAUGGUGUUGUUGACAAGAAAACGCAACUGCACGUGGUCCGUCUCUGCGCCGCAAUUUUUUAUUCACACUUCCUUGCAGGAGGUGCCCGAGCAGCUGUAGUACAGCUCUUGAUGUGCUUUUACCUCGGUUUAUUCAUCAUUUAUCGACACACUUCUUAUGGGACAAUUACUUUAACAUUUGUUCCUACUAGAAGCCGCAUCACGGCUCUGCCUGCUCUGUCUUUUGUCAAUACUCUACUCAAGGGAGGAAGAAGGGGAGACCACGCAACUACGUCUCACCCAUAGAUAGAUACGCUAAACUCGUUGUUCAAUACAUCAAUCACACUACUACUAGUACAACUAGGUCACAACUUUAUCACACUUUUAUUUCACACACACACUAAGGUCAACAGCACGCAAUUUUGCGGUGUCAUUGGAAAAAGUGCGUCGUGCAAGAAAGAGAUCAAGGAGAAACUUCAUGGCACUACGUUGUUGAAAAUAUUAAAGGGCGCAAAAGGAGCCACGCAAAGAACGCACGGUGGGUAAGAACUACAUACGAUUUUUUCACGAUGGUUGGCCGUUGUGAAAGGCACGCAACAU
Amoebophrya sp. A120 is the source of this 5421-nucleotide messenger RNA. The record is from the annotation of a GenBank genome assembly. NCBI's taxonomy places the organism in Eukaryota, Dinophyceae, Syndiniales, Amoebophryaceae.